CGCCUCAUUCGCUGAGCGGGUCCGUGAAUUGUCAGCGCGCUCCAGGCGACUGCUGAGUCGGGCGGCCGCCGUGCUUGCGACGAUCCCCGUCAGGUGCCCGACUAGCUCCAAUGAGCCCAGGUCUUGCGGGGCGCAAGCAGCAGGCGGUUCAGGGAAACUUGGGAUUGAGGAUCUGCAGCAGGGGCGUGGAUUUGGCGUCUGCACUGGGCCAGGAGGGUGAGGCUCAGCUGUCACCUGAGGCAAAUGUUCUUCUGAAAUCACUCAGGAGACCGAGAAUUUAAAUGCCAUCUCCCUGACUCCGAGUCCAUCUUUAUAACCUUCAUAGAGCUACUGAAAGCCCACGGAUAGCCAGCCACAGUCCUUGGGAUGGAAAUCCUCUAUGAAUGUGGAAGCCAUUAGCAGAGUAAUUGCUGUCUGUUGCCAUGACAACCAGCCGCUGCAGUCACCUGCCCGAAGUCUUGCCAGACUGCACCAGCUCAGCCGCGCCUGUGGUGAAGACUGUGGAGGAUUGUGGCAGCCUGGUGAAUGGGCAGCCACAGUAUGUCAUGCAAGUCUCAGCCAAGGACGGGCAGUUGCUGUCAACCGUAGUGCGGACUCUUGCCACCCAGAGCCCCUUCAAUGACCGGCCAAUGUGCAGGAUCUGCCAUGAAGGCAGCAGCCAAGAGGAUUUGCUCUCUCCAUGUGAAUGUACGGGGACCUUGGGGACAAUCCAUCGGAGCUGCCUGGAGCAUUGGCUGUCAUCCUCAAAUACCAGCUACUGUGAACUCUGCCACUUCAGGUUUGCAGUCGAGCGCAAACCCAGGCCGUUAGUGGAGUGGCUCAGAAACCCUGGCCCCCAGCACGAGAAGCGGACUCUGUUUGGAGACAUGGUGUGCUUCUUGUUCAUAACGCCCCUGGCCACCAUCUCGGGCUGGCUGUGCCUGCGGGGCGCCGUGGACCACCUGCACUUUAGUAGCCGGCUGGAGGCCGUGGGACUGAUUGCCCUCACUGUGGCGCUCUUCACCAUUUACCUCUUCUGGACACUAGUGUCAUUUCGGUACCACUGUCGACUGUACAACGAGUGGCGUCGGACCAAUCAGAGGGUGAUUCUCCUCAUUCCAAAGUCUGUCAAUGUGCCCUCUCAUCAGCAGUCCUUGCUGGGGCUCCACUCGGCUAAGAGGAACUCGAAGGAGACCAUUGUUUGAUGUCCGCGUGGUCAGCCGGUAGACCCACUGUUUGGAAGUCUCUGCACUGGGGGCCCUGCGCUGAGCCACCAGCCCGAAGCCCUUCCCUUAGCCUUGUGGGUCUAGGAACAAAUGGAGCCGUGUGACCACAUCGCCUGAGUAACGAACUCGGCCAGAAGGAAGCAAAUGCUGUUUGACUUCAAAAUCAUGAAUGCUGCACUCGUAUGAUACUUGCUAAGCUGCCAAACACAUCUAUUUAGCAGAUACUGUAUGGGAUUCUCGGAACACCUCUUUACCAUAUGAGGAAGGUUGUCCUGCUGAGGAUGCAAUUCAAUUCUUCCUUUUUUUUAUUACUAUUUCAAAUAUAUGUAUAUAUAUAGAUAUAUAAAUAUAUAAUUUAGACGAUAAUCAGAAUUUAAAAGCCAAUGUACAAACUGGUUUCUUGGUUUGGAUGGGUUUUAUUUGGGCUAGUUUCUUCAUUUCCCGGUUUCUACUGUGGAUUCUUUGGCGGCUAACUUGAUAGCCAGAGUGGUCUUUCUCAUCUCUUUCAUGUCCCUUACUCAAGGCGACAGCAUAAUUACUGCAGAACAAGUCACAUCUAAAGGGUGUUUUGUACUAAACCUCAUUUAGUUAUUCAGUUUUUAAAGGGAAAAACAGGCGUGGCUACUCGCCACACCGUGAGCUGUUUAUUUAAAUAUUAUUAAGGAGGAAAAUGAAGGCAAGAAGCUCGCGCCUUUCAACUUGUUUGGUACUGACAGCUGAUAGAAGCUAUUUUCUAAUAAUAAAUAUCUGGUGUGUGAAAGACAA
Molecule: messenger RNA, 1970 nt
Organism: Myodes glareolus (Bank vole)
Lineage: Eukaryota; Metazoa; Chordata; Mammalia; Rodentia; Cricetidae
Gene: Marchf3
Product: membrane associated ring-CH-type finger 3
Biological process (GO): protein ubiquitination
Molecular function (GO): ubiquitin-protein transferase activity; zinc ion binding
Source: RefSeq, a predicted model, not a curated record